AUGUGGGAAUUCGAUGAUGACGAAGGGAAGGCCAGGGAGAAGAUUUACAAGCCAAGGCGUCAAUACCAGGAGCUACCAGCCAAACCUACCCGAUCCCUAGGGGGCUUUGGGGCGGUUAUCGGCUGGGACCAUCCAACGAUCUUGGGGUCUGUUGUUCAGUUCAAGCCUGGUAUCACAAUUCCAGGUUAUGUAUCCUCGCCGCAUUGCCUCUACGAAGCGCUUAUUGUCCCGCCUGGUUCCAACGGAAAAGAUGCUGCGUUUGGCAAGCAGUUGCGUCACGAUGCCGUCACACUUGCUUGGUGGAUAGGUGUCUGUCUGGUUGAUAGGUAUUUUACCCUGAUCCAAUCCCCCAACACUCAGCUUUGA
Ustilaginoidea virens is the source of this 366-nucleotide messenger RNA. RefSeq lists its product as uncharacterized. The transcript is spliced from 3 exons. The coding region runs from base 1 to 366 and encodes 121 amino acids. Lineage: Eukaryota; Fungi; Ascomycota; Sordariomycetes; Hypocreales; Clavicipitaceae. The record is from RefSeq and is a predicted model, not a curated record.